GCUGUCAAAUUUAAUUAUGUUCCAUCUCGUAUUUAUGUAAACAAAUCGAAAAUAAAUAAAAAUGUUAACAUUUUUAAAAGAAGCUCGGAGGUUAUUUGCAGCUAGUGAAUCAUUAUGCAUAGUUAUUGGUAAUGAAUCAUGCGAUUUGGAUUCAGCAGUUAGUGCGCUGUGUUUAGCUUACUUUUACCAUGAAAAUAAAUUAAAAUCAUUAACUACAACAGCUAAAAAUUUUAUACCAAUUUUAAAUAUACCACGUAAAGACUAUCAGUUAAAAACUGAAGUUAAUUUUUUAUUUAACAAAUAUCAAAUACAAGUGGAAAAUCUCACUUUCCGUGAUGACAUGCAAGAUGAACUUAUAAAGCGUAGUGAAUUUAUAUUGGUGGAUCAUCAUGUUUCGCCAUUUGCAACGCAUUGUGCUGAGGUAUUUGAUCAUCGGCCAUUAGACGAAACAGCUAAACUACCUGAGACUUGUAAAACAAAUAUACAAUUAGUUGGUUCGUGUGCGACAUUGAUUGGCGAGUUGUUUUUAAAAAAUAUAUCAACUGAAAAUGACAUUAAUAAAUACUAUUUACCACUUGAGUUACUACGUAACACCAUUAUUUUGGAUACUGUAAAUUUUUCGAGUGCAGCAGGUCGUGCUACAACAAAAGAUUCAACGGUUUGUGAAGCUAUUGAAAAAAUUUUACAUAAAACCGAUUAUAAUAUGUCAAGAUCUGACAUCUUUGAUAUGUUACGCACGGCUAGAGCUGAUAUAAGUCAUUUAACUGCUUCGCAACUUCUACGUAAAGAUUUGAAAAUAAUAACAAAUUCUAAUGAAAGUUUAAAAAUCGCAAUGCCAGGCUUUCCAUUACAAGUACAAGAUUUUAUACUUAAACCACAAGCUGCAGAAUCUCUUAGAGAGUUCGCAAUGGAAAAUAAUUGUGCAAUUGUGUUGCUUAUUGGCAUGUUUGUACGGGAAGAUGACGGAACUGUAAAACGAGACAUUGGUAUAAUAAAUAUAAAUUCUCCGAAGUUAUGCGCAAAGAUAGAGAAUGAAUUGUUAAAUUCGAAAGAUCCGUCAUUGGACUUACAACAUGUUAAUAGUUGUUGCUUUUUAGGUGGACAAUUUUAUCUGCAAAACAAUAUUAAAGCAACUCGAAAACAUAUUAUACCAAUUGUAAAGAACGCAUUAGAAAAUUUUCAAAUAUUAGAUCAACAAGUUUGUUAAUAUUAAUUCUUAAA
This is a messenger RNA of Teleopsis dalmanni, 1221 nucleotides long. It is a transcript of the gene pn, whose product is annotated as exopolyphosphatase PRUNE1. The record is from RefSeq and is a predicted model, not a curated record. Gene Ontology annotation, molecular function: exopolyphosphatase activity. The coding region runs from base 62 to 1207 and encodes 381 amino acids. The transcript is spliced from 2 exons. Lineage: Eukaryota; Metazoa; Arthropoda; Insecta; Diptera; Diopsidae. Gene Ontology annotation, cellular component: cytoplasm.